UCUUCCUAUUUUUAAUAGAAUAUAAUUUAACUAGUACUUUGUGAUAAUGUAUGGCGUAUAUUUUUCCGGUGAAUAUGUGGGCCGUAUGUGUUCUGUAGGUUGUAGCAUUUUGCUAGCAUUGGAAACAUUCAUUAGCAUAUUCAACGUUACUGCACAUCUGCAUUUAAAAUUUCAUUCGAACUCCGAAUAGCACACUUAUUUUAUUUGUUUUAUUGCUCUAUCAACGUUAGCCCGAACAAGAAUUGGGAUACAUGUGCAGUGAUUGUUGUUGAGUCCAUACUCGUCUGUUUCACUGAAGAGAACCGCGAGCUGGUAGUUUGCAGUGAGUCUCAAAGAGACCUCUGAAGGUGACCCCCAAUUGCCCCCAAAAAUAAAAUCAAGUAUACUGGGUGGUUAGUGCUUCGUUUGUUUCGGUUUGUGCUGGUAAAAUCAUCGUUUCUAUCGCUUCGGUGUCAAAGAUAUUGCACUUUUAUUUAAUAGGUCAUUCAGAGUUCACCAGCCCCCGGCCAAAAUCCGUGGAGUCUUGAAAAGUAUUAAAAGGUGAUAAAUCAAUUUCAGAAAAAUUAAGACCCUUAAAAGUAUUAAAGUCUUAUCACGGCUUUAUAAAGUCUUAAAUUUUGAGAUUUUUUUCUGAAUUAGCCAACAGUUUGUUUUAGUUUUAUUUUUUAAGGAACCGAGGGAGGGAGCAUAAAAGAUGAAAAAAAAAAAAACUAAGCUGUUGUGGGUGUUUUUCUCUCAGAGCACCAGGGUGGACGGGGUGGAAGCUCAAAAGUGCAAAGAACGCUCUGGUGUUCCCGGUGCAUAUUACGAACGCACCUAAAUGUUAAGACGGAAGAGAAUGUUGGUGAACGUGAACGCACAACGAAAAUGGGGAAGUGCAAGUUUGCAGCGUCCUGGCUGGAUAUCCUGGAUUUCAAAGAAUGGCUGCAGCCAGUCGAGGGGAGCGUGAGGGAGGCAUACUGUACGAUAUGCAAGAAUUAAAUAAGUUUCGUGUCAAUGGGCAUAAACUCCUUAAAGUCGCACAUGUGUUGUGCUAGCCACAAAGCUGCUGCUAGCCGCCGAGAGCGGCAGCUACCCAUCGCUAGCUUCUGUGGAAAUCGUGUUGAACCACCACAACAUAGUCCCAACGUAACGUCGCUCCACGAUCGACAGUCGCACCUAGAGCCGGUCUGUCUCUGCUUCCUCAUCUUCUGCAGCCGUUAUCAGAGUGGCUCUGGGCAGCACAGCGACGCUGCAUGCUGAGGUGUUAAUAGUGUCUCCACACAGCGGAAAAACACCAUUCCCUGAACUCAAAUGAAAACUUGGCUGAAGUUUUCAAGGCUAUGUUUCCAGAUUCGGACAUAGCGAAGUUGUUCACUUGUGGCAAGGACAAAACUGGAUACAUCAUGUGAUUCGGGUUAGCACAGGGGCGUGAACUCUGAAUGACCUAUUACAUAAAAGUGUAAUAUCUUUGACACCUGUAGCGAUACAAACGAUGAUUUUACCAGCACAAACCAACACAAAAGGAGCAUUAACCACCCAUACUUGAUUUUAUUUUGGGGGGCAAGUGGGUCAUGUUCACAGACUGGGCUGCUCCGGCAUAUAAUGGUAACCCUGCUCACAGGAACAGAUUUAUGAAAUGAGUAAUAGAAAUUUUGGAGCAUUUGAAAUUUAGCUUGUAUUAUUAAUACAUUUUAAAAGAAACAGGAGUGUUCUUAAGUUUAGAUCGUCUCUGUGCUACCCCUUUGCAUGUGUCUCACUGUACACAAUUAAUUUUUUCUUGUUUUCUUUUUCUCUGAGGUUGCUGGUUGUGGAAUUUUGGAGCUGCAGAGAUUUGAGCUGUGCUCCAAAAGUGCAUGUUGAAGGUACCAAAUGCUUUCAUAUUAUUUACUUUUUCCUUAAUACACAAUUUUAAAUUUUGAAUUCUCUUAUUUGGUCUUUCAGGUUAUGAAUGUGGUGUUGUAAGCUUUGCUCUUUAAGUGUAUCUAAAAGGUACCAAAUUCUAAAACACUUGAGACUUAAACACUCGAUUCUUGGUCUGAGACGCUCAUAUCCGUGCAUUUACAGUCAUUGCCCUUGUACUUUCAAAACAUGGGGUGGUCUUAGGACUCAUCUAAGUCGUACACAUGGUGCUAAGCCCUCUCACACUGUAGAACGUGUUAUAUUGACUUGUCCUUCUUGUCCUGAAAGCCACAUACCAACAAGCAGAGAAUACUUCCUCCAUAUUAAUAAACAUCUCAAGAGGUUGGAGACAGUAGAUUGUGUUUAUCAAAAUUGUUCUUUCAAAACUAAUGUGUAUGGUACUUUCCAGACACACAAGAGUAGAAAACAUUCUUCAUGCACGCUCAGAGAUUUCAAAAAUGAAAUAGUGAAAAGAACUGAAUUUACAAGUAAUAAUGAUCUUUCUGAGGAGUCUGCAGAUGAAGGGCCCCCUGACUUGGAUUGUGAAGCUGGUGUAGUUGGUGAAAAUUUGGAGGAAGCUGUAGUUAAAAACCUUGCCUUGGUUUUGUUAAAGUUGGAGGUCUUUUCACAUGUACCAACAUCAGCAAUUGACAAUUUACUCGAGGGGCUACAUUUUCUAUUCACUACUUCUGCUUUACCCUUAACAAAUAGCUUAACUUUGGCCGUUCUCAAGGAGCAUAAUAUUGAGGUUAGUUCAUCGCUAGUGAAUGAGUUGUGCACUGCAUUAUACACUGGAAAUCCACUACUUAGAAGUAUUGCAAAAGGAGGGUCACUUGAAACAACAUUUAAGCGCAAGAAGUUUUACUAUGAAAAGUUUAAUGUUGUUGAGCCAGAGGAAUAUGUUCUAGAGGAAACAACAAAAAAAAACUUUCAAUAUAUUCCACUGCUAAAGUUAUUGGAGCAGUUACUUCAACGUGAAGAUAUUGUUGGAAAGCUAGUUGAAAACUAUAAAAGGAGUCACUCAAAUUCACAACUGCUUACAUGUUUUCAGGACGGUGAGAAUCAGAAGAACAAUAUUUUUUUUUCAAGUGAAGAGCUCAGAAUUUCAUUAUGCCUAUAUAUUGAUGAUUUUGAAGUGUGCAACCCACUAGGAACAUCUAGAAAAAAACAUAAACUUUGUGCGGUUUAUUGGAUUCUGGGCAACUUGCCUUCUGGUUGCAGCUCAGCCCUUUCUUCAAUCUACUUGGCACUGUUGUGUAAAAGUGAAUUAAUUAAAUCUUUCGGUUAUGAAAAAGUACUUGAGCCUCUGCUGCGUGAUUUAGUCAGACUUGAGAAGCAAGGUUUAUUCGUGCCCCUCCUUGGUUCAUUUAUCAAGGGUACAGUUCAGUGUGUCGUUGCUGAUAAUCUGGGGGCCCAUGGGCUUGGAGGAUUUGUGGAGAAUUUUUCAGCUAAUUAUUUUUGUCGUUUCUGUACAGCCCAGCUUUCUGAUAUAAAUACGUGUGAGGUAAAGACAGGAUCAUUUGAACGAAGAACAAAGGAAAAUCAUCGGCUUCAUGUCAAGACUGCUCAAGAACAAGGUGUGAACUGUUUAGGUGUAAGAAAAUCGUGUGUUUUAACGGAUAACCUCUCGUAUUUUAAUGUUGUUACUGGUUACCCUCCCGACAUUGUGCACGAUUUCUUUGAAGGAAUUGUUCCUGUCGAGUUGGCCCAGUGUAUUGACCAUCUUGUGUCAAAAAAGUAUUUUUCUCUCGAACAACUGAACAAUCGUAUUCGUUCUUUUCCUUACAAGGAAGGAGAUAAAACUAAUCGCCCCACUGUGUUAUCAAAAGCUGUAAGUAAGAAGAAGAGACGUUCUCUUGGGGGUAACGCACAUGAAAACUGGUGUCUUAUUCGCUUGCUUCCUUUUAUCAUUGGGCCAAAUGUCCCUGCUGAUGAACCAGCCUGGCUGGUUAUUUUAGACUUAAAAGAUAUUGUCGAGCUUGUAGUAGCUCCUGUCCACAGUCUUCAAUCUGUUGCAUAUUUGGAAUGUAAGGUCUCAGAGCACCGAAAGCGUUACCAACAACUAUUUCCUAACCAAAAACUGAUGCCUAAACACCACUUUAUUGAGCACUAUGCAGAAAUGAUCAAAUGUUUCGGUCCUCUUGUGUCGUUAUGGACGAUGAGAUUUGAGGCCAAGCAUAGUUUCUUCAAACAGGCUGUUCGGAACAUCAAAAGCUUCAGAAACAUAGCCGGCUCUUUAGCUCGUAAACAUCAGUUAAUGGUUGCAUAUAGAAUGCUUUGUCCUGAUGAUGAAAACUCUACAGAUGUUACUCGCGUGACAGAAGUGCCGUUGGAUGUCCUUAAAGACAAUGUUGUGAAAAGUAUCACUAACAAACAUCCAGACGUGACUGCUGUUAACUUAGCCACUGGCGGUUUUGUGAACAAUAUUCAGUACAAAAAGGGGAUGAUUGUUGUGCACGGAUCAUGUGGUGGUCUACCAGAUUUCUGUGAAAUUCAACAUUUGUGCAUUAUUAAAAAAGAGACCCUCCUUAUUCUGAAAAGACUAAAUUCAUGGUACAUGGAGCACUAUAGGGCUUUUCACCUACAAACAACAACAGAUGUUGUUGUUGUAUCCAUGACAGAGUUGGCCGACCCAUACCCCCUAUGCGACUAUGAAGUUGGACACUUGCGGAUGGUCACCUUAAAAAGACAUAUUCACAUUGCUUGAAGAAUGGCUGCUACUUUGAGGGUGAUACUUGGAGUGGACAAUUCAUCCAAGUUGGUGCUUCCAUCUGGAAUCCCUGGUUCAGUGGACAUUUUAAAAGAGGAAAUACAAAGACAGUUUGGAUUGACUGAAGAUUUCAGGCUUCAAUAUAGAGAUGUUGAGUUUGACAAUGAAUACAUGAAUCUAACCACAACUGGGGACAUUAAAGACAAGAGUACAAUCAAAGUAAUUUACACUCAAAACUCUGAGCCGUCCACUGUGCCCACCACAGCACCCACAGCUGUCUCCAGAGAGACAUUACCACAGUUUAAUGCGCCAUCCUUGCCAGACACUGACAUCCUUUCCUCCUCAGACUCCAGUUCCUCUUGUUCAUCUCUUCGCGUGCGGAAAUGGCCCUUAAACUUUCCAAUACCAACGUUUAGUUUUGAUGUGGAUUUUCAGUUACACAGAGCCCAGCAAGAAUAUGAAAACAAUGGGACUCUCUUAGACCCGAGCCCAAAACUCAAAUCUGACAUAUUAGAUAUGUUAGCAUCAGAAAUUGCAAAAUACAAAGUUUAUCCAUCAAGUGGAGAUAUUGAUGAUGUCGCUAAAGCGUUAAUUCAAAAAUAUCCCUUUCUCAAAGAGAACGGAUCUGUGACUGGCUGUGAAGGCUGGAAAGUAAGCCUAAAAUACAAAAUGGCCAAUUACCGGACAACACUGAGAAACAUAGGGUGCCCAGAGGUGGCAAUAAACACUCUACAACACAAGAGAGAACGAGAGGAGAGUCCACGUCGAAACAACGUCAAAAAGCCACGGAAAGCAGAAGUGAACUUUUUACCACAAUACCCUGCAGGAGAAACAAACAAAAGUCUGGAGGAAGAACGACAAGCACUACUGAUUGAGGUGAAGAAAACAAACAACGAUCAAAUAAUCAAAAUAAAGAUGGAUAAGACGUUUGCACACAGAAGAAGAGAGGUGAUUGAAGAGAUGCCAUUCAUCGCAGAGUUCAAGAGCAGAUGGCCGGCCCUCUUCAAAGUACCCGAGAUCAAUGCGGAGUUCACCCGAAUCGCCACAGUUCCACUGCUGUCCACAUUCAUGAGAAGUCUUGACCAGUACUCUAACCAGUUGAUGAAGAUUCUACGAAAAAAAGGAGGGGAAACAGCACGGCAGAUCACAGCAGCGUUGUCUGCAAUUUCACAGAGUUCCCGAAUCGAAGUGAAGCGUGAAUGCAUCCUUAAAGCUGUGAUUAUAUACCUGAAUGAGAACCCUGAAAAUCUCAUCAAAGAGUACAUGGAUUGCAACGUGAUGGAAGCUGAUGAGCUCGAGAGGAUGGAUUUGGGUGUUUAUAAAAUAAUCCACGAAGGAGCACAGCCUGAUGACUCCCUUGAAGAUGUUGGCAUCAUUAUCGAGAGAUGCACCGUCUUGCAGGAUCUUCACGAUGUGGCGAGCGGGUGUGCACUUUUGUUUGGGCUAAUCUACUGCCUCAAUCUGAGUUACCCAAAGCCACUUCGCUACACAUUUGAGUUCUUCCAGAAGGUGCUCAUGGGCCUGGAAGACAAAAAACUGUCUAACAAAAUCCAAGUGCUGAAGAACAAACUCUGCCAAAAGGAGACACAAUGACUCUUCUAAAAAAAAAAUGUCCCCCAAAAUAAGUGCUCUGUUUUCUUGCAGAGUAAAAAUGUUACAGUUUAAAAGUUUAUAAAUACAUAUAUGUUGAUCCUUGUUUGUAAAUAUUUUUUCAGCACUUUUAAUGUUUAAGAGAUUUACUGAAUGCCAUUUUUCUUUUGAUUGUGGAAAAGAAAACACAUUUCAGAAACUGAGUUUUUUUAAACUGGGGACAAAAUUACCCAGAUUGAUUUUUGUUGUUGUUGUUGUUUCACUUUAACAUUUCUGCAGUUUGAGUUACUGUGGUAAUUCUGCAGACUGUAGCCAUUGCAGACCU
Messenger RNA from Nothobranchius furzeri (turquoise killifish), 6506 nucleotides. The record is from RefSeq and is a predicted model, not a curated record. Lineage: Eukaryota; Metazoa; Chordata; Actinopteri; Cyprinodontiformes; Nothobranchiidae.